Messenger RNA from Prosopis cineraria, 1938 nucleotides. RefSeq names its product alpha-L-arabinofuranosidase 1-like. Lineage: Eukaryota; Viridiplantae; Streptophyta; Magnoliopsida; Fabales; Fabaceae. The record is from RefSeq and is a predicted model, not a curated record. Bases 1 to 1917 code for a protein of 638 amino acids. Gene Ontology annotation, biological process: L-arabinose metabolic process. Gene Ontology annotation, molecular function: alpha-L-arabinofuranosidase activity. The transcript is spliced from 13 exons.
AUGGCUUCUUUUAAAGUUAAUGCUCUUUUCUUCAUAGCUUUCUCUCUUUCGCUUGCAUGCCAAAGCCUUGCUGAUGGCAACAACAAUACUUCUACGUUAGUCGUAGAUGUUGGUCAUGGAAAGCCAAUCUCCAAAUAUUUUUUUGGAGUAUUCUUUGAGGAAAUUAAUCAUGCUGGAGCUGGAGGAUUGUGGGCAGAACUUGUGAAUAAUAGAGGUUUUGAAGCUGGAGGCUCAGCCCUUCCCUCAGGCAUGUCUCCAUGGAAAAUAAUUGGAGAUAGAUCAAAUAUUAAUGUCCAAACUGAACCUACCUCCUUGUUCCCAACUAAUCCAAUGGCUGUUAAAAUGGAUAUUCUUUGUCCUUCUCCAGCUAAAUGCCCUAAUGGUGUCGGUCUUUCUAACCCUGGUUUUUGGGGCAUGAAUAUUGAGGAAGGGAAGGAAUAUAGAGUUAUAUUUUAUCUUCGUGCCUUAGGGUCAAUCAAUUUGAAAGUGGCAUUUACAGGAGCAGAUGGAAAAGAGGCUCUUGCAACUUAUGUUGCAAAGUGGAAAAGGUUUGAGACUAUUCUAAAAGCUAAAGCAUCAGAUGUUCAAGCAAGCCUUCAAUUAACAACUAACCAAAAAGGAGUUAUUUGGUUGGAUCAAGUUUCAGCAAUGCCUUUGGAUACAUAUAAGGGACAUGGCUUCAGAAAAGACCUUUUUCAAAUGGUGGCUGAUCUGAAACCAACAUUUCUUAGAUUUCCUGGUGGUUGCUAUGUUGAAGGUGAUUAUUUGAGGAAUGCGUUUAGGUGGAAAGAUACCAUAGGACCAUGGGAGAAGAGGCCUGGUCAUGUAAACGAUAUGUGGGGUUAUUGGGUUGAUGAUGGAUUUGGUUAUUUAGAGUUUCUUCAGUUAUCGGAGGACCUUGGUGCUGCUCCGAUAUGGGUAUUUAAUAAUGGAAUUAGUCAUCAUGAUCAAGUAAAUACUAGUGAUGUUGAUCCAAUGGUUCAGGAAGCUCUUGAUGGAAUUGAAUUUGCAAGAGGUCCUAUCACGUCAAGAUGGGGCAGGCUAAGAGCUUCUUUAGGUCAUCCCAAGCCUUUUGAUUUGCGAUAUGUUGCUAUUGGAAAUGAGGAUUGUGAUAAGACAAAUUACCAAGGAAACUACCUCAAAUUUUAUAAUGUCAUAAAGCAUGCAUACCCAGAUAUGCAAAUCAUAUCAAAUUGUGAUGCUACUCAGAAACCCUUGAAGCAUCCAGCAGAUUUGUAUGACUUCCAUAUAUAUACAAGUGCCAAGAGUUUCUUUGCACUGUAUACUAAGUUCGACAACAUGCCUCGUUCUGGCCCUAAGGCUUUUGUUAGUGAAUAUGCUGUUACGGGUAAAGAUGCUGCAAAUGGAACCCUCUUGGCUGCAUUGGGUGAAGCCGCAUUCCUUAUGGGACUAGAAAAGAAUAGUGAGGUUGUUGAAAUGGUUAGCUACGCACCACUCUUUGUUCAUACCAAUGAUAAGAGGUGGUUACCCGAUGCUAUCGUAUUUGAUUCUCAUCAAAAUUAUGGAACUCCAAGCUAUUAUUUGCAAAAGCUAUUCUCAGAGUCGAGUGGCGCAACAUAUCUGAACUCAACACUUCAAGGCUCUUCUUCAGUUGUUGCAUCUGCAAUUGCUUACACGAGUUCAACAAACAAGAAGAGUUACAUAAGAGUAAAGGUUGUGAACUUCAAUGACAAUCCUGCAAUUUUUAAGAUCACUUUCAAUGGUUUAGAAGUAAUAAAUGAAAAACUUUCUGAGGCAACAAAGAUAGUGCUUACAUCUCCAAAUGUAAUAGACGAGAACUCCUUCGAAGUGCCUACAAAGAUAACUCUGGUGCAAAGUUCAUUAGAGAAUUCUGGAAAAGACUUGACUUUCAAGCUCCCUCCAAAUUCAGUCACUGCUUUUGAUUUUCCAAAGUGAUGGACCACUUUUGAAGACAGG